UUUAUCGUACGUUCUUCACGAGUGUACACGUCGUGCAAACUUUGCACAUCCUUUUAUAUUCUACUGUCUAUAUAUUAAAGUGAACAGGUGCGCAUUGAGGAGCCAAGAUGCCGGUAAAAAUCAAUUGGCCCAUGUUGAUGGCGACGGUCUGCCCUAACAUUGGCGGCUGGAUUGACAGCUACUUUGUUAAAAAAAAUAUCAGCUGGUACGAGUCACUGAAAAAGCCAAAGUACAUCCCGCCGAAUUGGGUAUUCGGGCCCGUGUGGACCACCAUCUACUGUACAAUGGGUUACUCGUCAUACCUUGUGUGGCGAGACGGAGGUGGCUUCGAGGGGGCGGCCGUACCGCUCAGCGUCUACGGCCUUAAUCUCGCCCUCAACUGGUCGUGGACGCCGCUAUUCUUCGAGACUCGUAACAUAAAAUUGGCUCUCUAUGAAAUUGCGGCGUUGUGGAUCAGCACGGCGGCGGUUGGGGUCGUGUUCUUCCACAUUAAUCCCACUGCCGGUUAUCUCAUCAUUCCCUACGUCAUGUGGAACUCUUUCGCCGCGACAUUCAAUUAUGUCAUCUAUCGAGAUAACAAACAGCCUCCUGCUAUUGAGAAAGCCGAAGGAAAGAAGAACUAAGGAAAUUUAUAUAGCGAAAAAGAAAGGGGGAAUAGAGAGAGAGACACACAGCAGUGCCGUGGAUGUCUGCUUAGAAAACCAGCUUUUGUUAAAAGAGCAUUCCUCACGAGAUUAAUGCUAAUCAACAAGUGGGCUUAACAAGUACUUUGAGUAAGAUUUGAAUAUAUAAAAAUCGAGUAUUCGCAUAUAUCUCUAUUAAAAGAGAUCUUUUAUGAAAGCGAUGAAAAGAAAAGAAUCACCGCGAAAUAUUUCUAUUAGAGUCUAUUGCUUUUUUUUUUUAUUUGUAUUAAUAUAGCAUUGAAUGAAAUACUUUGUAGUAGUUUUUUUUCCUUUUUUUUCUAUAUAAAGUUAUUUAAAAAAAGAUUAUGUGCGAAAAUACUCGUUAUUCAAAGGCGUUGAAAAACUUGGUAUGCAUUGAUAUGGAUAAGUCUAGCUUAUCGAUUGGCUAUUCUUUUGUAAUCUUAAAAAAAUUGAAUUAAUCGAGCCCAUUAUUCACUUUCGUACAUCAUUAUCGUUAUGGACCACUUCAAUCGUCGGGUUCGACGAGACAUGCCUUUGCAUUGAACGCACAACGCCGUUAGUAUACACAUGUUUAUUGAUCGAUAUACGAAAUAAAGAUCAGCUAACCGACCACGUGUACGUACAUUAUACAGUGUAAUAUCUUAAAUGUACUAUAUAUAAGCUUUAAUAAAUCAUAUAAAGUAACCUGGGAAA
Atta colombica is the source of this 1337-nucleotide messenger RNA. It is a transcript of the gene Tspo, whose product is annotated as translocator protein. The record is from RefSeq and is a predicted model, not a curated record. NCBI's taxonomy places the organism in Eukaryota, Metazoa, Arthropoda, Insecta, Hymenoptera, Formicidae. Bases 108 to 623 code for a protein of 171 amino acids. The transcript has 3 exons. Gene Ontology annotation, cellular component: mitochondrial outer membrane.